CCAUCCUUCCAUCCAGGAAAAACAGAGCUGGACUACUUUAACGAACUAUUUACCUCCUGUUGCUUGGACGGACCGAAGACAACGACAGACAGGAGGUACUUGUGUGUUGUUGUGCAAUAUCGUGUGUGUAUGUGAGUUUUCAGGAGAAUUUUUAAGAUGUUGCCCCAACACAUGAGGCAGAUAAGAGUCCUUCUCCUCAAUGAUAAGGAGAAUCUGGAAAGAACUCUGUUCAGACUAGACCAAGGAUUUGAGCUUCAGUUCCGCCUGGGUCCUAGUCUCCAGGGCAAGAAUGUUACAGUGCUCACCAACUACCCAGCUGAGGGAGCUCGGUUUGAGCGCAGCAACUUCCAGGUUCUGCAGUGGAACAACCCGGCUGGAAGAGAGGAUGACUCUGAUAAGUACUGCUACCUGGACCUUAAGGUAGCCGGGUCUUAUCAGUUCUACUUCGGACAUGGAGACACAAAGCGUUCGGGAGGUGGUUAUAUUGUUGUUGACCCUGUCCUACGUGUGGGAGCAGACAACCAUGUCGUCCCAUUAGACUGUAUCACCAUCCAGACUUACCUCUCCAAAUGUCUGGGACGUCUGGAUGAAUGGUCAGACAGACUGAGAGUCUCCAAAGAGUCUGGGUACAACAUGGUCCACCUCACCCCACUGCAGACAUUGGGAGAGUCCAGAUCAUGCUACUCAUUGGCUGAUCAGCUGAGCUUUAACCCUGAGUUCAGUGCAAAGGGACGGAAGUCCGGUUGGACUGAUGUUGGGGCGCUGGUGGAGAAGCUGAGGAAAGAGUGGAACAUGUUGUGUAUUACCGACGUAGUGUACAAUCAUACUGCGUCCAACAGUGUGUGGAUAAAGGAGCAUCCGGAAUGUGGUUAUAAUCUGGUGAACUCUCCCCACCUGCGUCCAGCCUGGGUUCUAGACAGAGCCAUUUUUCAUUUAACCACUCGGAUUGCAGACGGACGCUACACUGCCAAAGGAUUACCUGCUAAUAUUACCAACGAGGCUCAUCUGAAUGGCAUCCGCAGCGUGCUGUGGCAGGAUCUAUACCCUCAGAUCAAAUUAUGGGAGUUCUUCCAGGUCAAUGUGGACCACAUUGUGGAACGGUUCAGAACCCUGCUCCAGAAUGGUACCAAGCCUGCCAACAUUGAGGGGAAAGAGGGCCUGAAGAUCAUUCAAGACCCCCAUUACUGUCGGUAUGGCAGCACUGUGGACAUGGACUGCGCGCUUCACACCUUUGUACCUCGAAGCUCAUCACCUGGGCAUAUAGAGGAAUGCUGCGGUUGGCUGACACAAAGACUGAACGAGCUGAAUGGUGAACAGUACCACAUUGUCCACCAGCACCAGGAACAGGCUGCCAACUGUAUUGUGGGAAAUGUUGUGUAUGAGCGUCUGGCUGACCACGGCCCUAAAUUGGGCCCUGUCAGCAGGAAACACCCUCUGGUUACCAGGUACUUCACCUUCCCAUUCAAAGAGAUGACUCUGGACCAGGAGAUGCAGUUAUUGAACCAGCCGGACAAGAUAUGUAACUUUCUGGCUCACAAUGGUUGGGUGAUGGGAGAUGACCCACUGCGCAACUUUGCUGAGCCUGGCUCCAACGUGUACCUGCGACGAGAGCUGAUUUGUUGGGGUGACAGCGUCAAACUGCGCUAUGGCAACGGGCCUGGGGACUGCCCCUACCUCUGGUCCCAUAUGCAGAAAUAUACUGAAAUCACAGCCAAGUAUUUCCAUGGAGUCAGACUAGAUAACUGCCAUUCUACACCUAUACAUGUAGCUGAGUUCUUGCUGAAUGUGGCCAGACAGGUGCGUCCUAACCUGUAUGUGACUGCUGAACUGUUCACUGGCAAUGAGGAGCUGGAUAACGUCUUCGUUACCAAGCUAGGGAUUACAUCUUUAAUACGAGAGGCUAUGUCAGCUUGGGACAGUCAUGAAGAGGGACGAUUGGUCUAUCGUUAUGGAGGCGAGCCAGUGGGAGCCUUUGUACAGCCUAGUCUUCGCCCCCUGGUGCCCUCAAUUGCUCACGCCAUGUUCCUGGAUGUAACGCAUGACAACGAGUGUCCCAUACAGCUGCGCUCAGCGUUGGAUUCUCUGCCCAGCUCUGCCAUAGUCUCAAUGGCCUCCUGUGCUACUGGCUCCACCAGAGGAUAUGAUGAAUUAGUACCACACCAGAUCUCAGUGGUAAAAGAGGAGCGUGUAUACUCUAAGUGGAAUUCUUCAGCCUCCACCACAUCUACAGGUCAAGUUAGUGUCCAGACUGGGAUCAUAGCUGGGAAACAGGCACUUAAUCAUCUGCAUCAAGAACUGGCUGCCCAAGGAUUCAUACAGGUGUAUGUGGACCAGGUGGAUGCAGAUAUUGUGGCAAUAACUCGUCACUGUCCCAGCACCCACCAGUCUGUGGUGUCAGUUUGUAGGACAGCUUUCUGGAACCCCAAAAACCAUGAGUACCACAACAAUGUACCACCCAUGUUCAUACCAGGGAAGAUCGAGGAGGUGGUAUUAGAGGCAAGGACAGUCGAAAGACAUGGUGUGAAUUAUACGAAAGAUGAGAAGUACAUCAACGGCAUGCCAGAGUACACUGUGGAAAUAAAAGAACACAUACCGUUACAGGAAAGUACGGUAGUGGAGCAGGCAGGAGUUACAUCAAAAGGUCGAUCUGAAUUUGUCCAAGAAAUUACCUUCCGAAAGCUGACACCUGGCAGUGUCAUCGCCUUCAGGGUGAGUCUGGACCCUAAAGCUCAGAAGUUGGUUGGGGUUCUAAGACACCAUCUGACCCAGUUUAGUCCAAAGUACAAAAAAGGGAGCAUAAUGGACACCAACGUACCAUCAGCACUGCAGAAACCACUUGCACAGCUGAUGUCCAAGCUUACGUUGGCAGAUCUAAAUAUCCUGCUGUUUCGCUGUGACUCAGAAGAACAAGAAGAUGGAGGAGGCUGCUAUGGCAUCCCUGGAUGGGAAGCUCUCAAAUAUGCUGGACUGCAAGGUCUGAUGUCAGUGUUCGCUCAUGUUCGCCCAAAUAACGACCUUGGACAUCCUUUGUGUGCCAACCUCAGACAAGGGGACUGGCUUAUAGACUAUGUAUCCAAUAGACUGAUACACAGAGAGGGACCCCUGGCGCAGGUUGGCCAGUGGUUGGCUGCCAUGUUUGACUACCUGAAACACAUCCCGCGCUACCUCAUCCCUUGCUACUAUGAUGCCAUCUUGGUAGGAACGUAUAACACAGCCCUGGACGCUACCUACAAACUCAUGUCAAACUUCAUUCAGAAUGGAUCUACCUUUGUUCGUCUCCUAGCACUGGGUUCAAUUCAGAUGUGUGGCAUUGGACGUUUUCCUGCCCUCCCCCCAGUCGCUUCAGCAAUAGAGGGCGUCCCCUAUCGUGUCAGUCCAAUCUCUGGCCAUAAGGAGCAGUGUUGUGUCUCACUGGCUGCAGGUCUCCCUCAUUUCUCCUCUGGGAUUUUCCGUUGUUGGGGCAGGGACACUUUCAUCGCUCUGAGAGGACUGAUGCUACUGACUGGGAGACACAUUGAGGCACGUAACAUGAUCCUGGCCUUUGCGGGGACCCUGCGCCAUGGUUUGAUCCCCAACCUGCUGGGAGAAGGCCGCUGUGCUAGGUUUAACUGUCGAGACGCUGUGUGGUGGUGGUUGCAGUGUAUCCAGGACUAUGCUACCCACGUACCCCAAGGAUGUGAAAUCCUGCGCUGUCCCGUCACACGCAUGUACCCCACUGAUGACUCUGAGCCACAGAAACCUGGAGAUGUGGAGCAGCCACUGUAUGAUGUGAUCCAGGAGGCUCUGCAGCGCCACCUUGAGGGUAUCUCCUUCAGAGAGAGAAAUGCUGGACCCAAAAUAGACAUGCAUAUGAGAGAUGAAGGGUUCAACGUGUUUGCUAAGGCUGACCCAGCAACAGGUUUUGUAAGUGGUGGCAACCGCUUCAACUGUGGAACAUGGAUGGACAAGAUGGGAGAGAGCGAGAGAGCCAGGAAUAAAGGCAUGCCUGCUACUCCAAGGGAUGGCGCAGCAGUAGAAAUAGUUGGGCUUAGUAAGUCCACAGUCCGCUGGGUUGUUGAGCUCCAUAAGAAAGGACUGUUCCCAUACGAUGGGGCUCGAGUACACAGAGAUGGUAAAGAAGUGUUUAUCUCCUAUGCAAAGUGGAAUAGCCAAAUCCAGCAGUCUUUUGAGGCAGGUUUCUGGGUAUCUGGGGAGCCAAAUGAUCCAAAUGAGAAGCACCCAGACCUGGUGCACAAAAUCAGCAUCUAUAAGGACAGCUAUGGAGCUUCCAGUCCUUGGUGUGACUACCAGCUGAGACCCAACUUCACUAUCGCCAUGGUGGUGGCUCCUGAGCUGUUCACAGUGGAAAAAGCGUGGAAAGCUCUGGAAGUAGCUGAGAAAAAACUACUGGGACCACUAGGAAUGAAGACACUUGACCCUGAUGACAUGGUGUACUGUGGAGUCUAUGACAAUGCGCUUGACAACGACAACUACAACGUGGCCAGAGGCUUCAACUACCAUCAGGGACCAGAAUGGUUAUGGCCAGUAGGCUACUUCCUACGUGCUAAGCUCUACUUUGCCAAGAAGCUGGGUAAGGAAGCCUACAGCAAAACGGUCACCCUGGUCAAAAAUGUUCUUUCAAAACACUUCACCCACCUGGAGAGGUCUCCAUGGAAGGGUCUGCCAGAGCUGACCAAUGAAAACGGCCAGUACUGCCCCUUCAGCUGUGAAACCCAGGCCUGGUCUGUGGCUACUGUGCUGGAGGUCCUAUAUGACCUCUAGAUGACCUUUAUGUGAUACCCGUGUGCCCUCUGACCUCUGGCAUUAUCAUGUCAGGUGUUACAGAGAGGUCGUCUUGUAGUUCUCACUGUGGUAGCUCAGAAAGGAGAAUUCACGGGGCUUGAUUCCCAGUCAAGACCCAGUCCACUGACUAUACAAGCUGGUUUAGCUGAAUUCUCUCUUGCUCUUCCAUACUACUAAGGUCUAUAAAUUUACCAGGUGGAAUCACAUUACCUCCCUGCUGUGAGCAGCCUCUCUGUUGCCAAACUGAGUAUUUAAGGAAGUAUACAACAUUUUAAAGAACAAGUGGACUCACUUAGUGGAAAAAUACACAGAAUUCAGACUACUGCUUUAUCCAAAUUGCCCAGCUCUAUGUUAUUCUAAUGGAAACUGGGAGGUUUCAUCAUUGUCAUGACCUGAAUAAUCUAUUGACCUUGUAGUCUGAGAAGACUUACUGUAGGGAUGGGAUGGUGCAUCUUAAAGAAACGUGUUUAGUUCAUAAUGCUUGGUUUGGAAGGCACACGGGGAUUUCAGUACUCUCAGUUCAGUCAUGGUGAGUGGUUUGAAAUGCUUCGGGCUGGUGAACAACUGAGCAACGUGUCUGUGUCUGCUGUUAUUUUUAUAACUGGUAAAACUGUCCUGCAGAAUCAGCGUUUAUCAUUUGAUACCCUGCUGAAAAGCCCGAUCCCAUUACACGAGGCUGCCCACACCACAGGUCAGAUGCAUCAUACAGUUUAUGGAGGAGACCUGGCUUGUAAUAACCUGACUAUGAUGAAAUGAAUCAAGCCUCUUGGCAAAUUCAAUACUGAAAUACAAUCUCAAUCUCCAGAAUUUUUUUUAAAAUAAAUUCAUUUACAAACACAAUCUAAUCCAUGUGUAAAAAGGUUGAAUUUUUAAUAAAAUCAUCACUUUGUUCCUACAAUAUGUCAUAUGUCCUAAAUUAG
This is a messenger RNA of Lampris incognitus (smalleye Pacific opah), 5702 nucleotides long. RefSeq names its product glycogen debranching enzyme-like. The transcript is spliced from 35 exons. Gene Ontology annotation, biological process: glycogen biosynthetic process; glycogen catabolic process. Bases 157 to 4761 code for a protein of 1534 amino acids. The record is from RefSeq and is a predicted model, not a curated record. NCBI's taxonomy places the organism in Eukaryota, Metazoa, Chordata, Actinopteri, Lampriformes, Lampridae. Gene Ontology annotation, molecular function: amylo-alpha-1,6-glucosidase activity; 4-alpha-glucanotransferase activity.